Molecule: messenger RNA, 1747 nt
Organism: Sorex fumeus (smoky shrew)
Lineage: Eukaryota; Metazoa; Chordata; Mammalia; Eulipotyphla; Soricidae
Gene: SLC7A6
Product: solute carrier family 7 member 6
Exons: 9
Coding region: 39-1601 (520 amino acids)
Biological process (GO): amino acid transmembrane transport
Cellular component (GO): membrane
Molecular function (GO): L-amino acid transmembrane transporter activity
Source: RefSeq, a predicted model, not a curated record
CCAGGCCACAGCAAACAGGAGUGAAGGAACCAUUUGCCAUGGAAAUCAGGGAGCUCGAGAGCCCCACGCCCACCUACCACCUCAUUCCCGAGGCCAACCAGACCCAGAAGGAAGGCGUCAAGAUGGCAUCUGAAGGCAUGUCCAAAGGCACCUCCGAAACCAUGCAGCUGAAGAAGGAGAUCUCGCUGCUGAGUGGCAUCAGCCUGGUGGUGGGCAACAUGAUUGGCUCAGGGAUCUUCGUCUCCCCCAAGGGGGUGCUGGUGUACACUACCUCCUACGGCUUGUCCCUGAUCGUCUGGGUGAUUGGCGGGCUUUUCUCUGUUGUGGGUGCCCUUUGCUAUGCUGAGCUGGGGACCACCAUCACCAAGUCUGGAGCCAGCUACGCUUACAUUCUCGAGGCCUUUGGCGGCUUCAUUGCCUUCAUCCGACUGUGGGCCUCACUGCUCAUCAUCGAGCCCACCAGCCAGGCUGUUAUCGCCAUCACCUUUGCCAACUACAUCGUCCAGCCCAUGUUCCCCACCUGUGACCCUCCAUACCUGGCCUGUCGGCUCCUGGCUGCCGCUUGCAUAUGUCUGCUGACAUUUGUGAACUGUGCCUACGUCAAGUGGGGCACGCGGGUUCAAGACGCGUUCACUUAUGCCAAGGUGCUAGCGCUCAUUGCCAUCAUUGUCAUGGGCCUUGUUAAACUGUGCCAGGGAAAAUCUGAGCACUUUCAGGACGCCUUUGAAGGUUCCUCCUGGAGUUUAGGAAACCUUUCCCUCGCCCUCUACUCUGCCCUGUUCUCUUACUCAGGUUGGGACACCCUUAAUUUUGUAACAGAAGAAAUCAAAAACCCAGAAAGAAACCUGCCCCUGGCCAUUGGGAUUUCCAUGCCCAUCGUGAUGCUCAUCUACAUCCUGACCAACGUGGCCUACUACACAGUGCUGAACAUGUCAGAAGUCCUAGGCAGUGACGCGGUGGCUGUGACUUUUGCAGACAGGACAUUUGGCAUGUUCAGCUGGACCAUCCCUAUCGCCGUGGCUCUGUCCUGCUUUGGGGGCCUCAACGCGUCUAUCUUUGCUUCAUCAAGGUUGUUCUUCGUGGGCUCCCGUGAAGGCCACCUCCCAGACCUUCUGUCCAUGAUCAAUAUCGAGCGCUUCACGCCUAUUCCCGCUUUACUGUUCAAUUGCACCAUGGCGCUCCUCUACCUCACUGUGGAAGAUGUUUUCUUGCUCAUCAACUACUUCAGCUUCAGCUACUGGUUCUUCGUGGGCCUGUCUGUCUUUGGGCAGCUCUACCUCCGCUGGAAGCAGCCGGAGCGGCCGCGGCCUCUGAAGCUCAGCCUGUUUUUCCCCAUCGUGUUCUGCAUAUGCUCCGUGUUUCUGGUGACGGUGCCGCUCUUCAGUGACACCAUCAAUUCUUUCAUCGGCAUCGGGAUCGCCCUUUCCGGGAUCCCUUGCUUCUUCUUGGGUGUUUACCUGCCAGAGUCCCGGAGGCCACUCUUAGUUCGGAAUAUCUUGGGGAGUGUCACCAGAGUCACGCAGAAGCUUUGUUUUUGUGUCCUGACAGACCUAGAUAAAGAUGAAGAGGAAAAGAUGAUAAUUGAGAGGAAAACUGACUAGCUGCCAGAGGUGAUACCCCCGAGGCCUGGCAGGCUGGCUGAUGUGGCUUCCGCCACCAGGAUCCAGUGACAAGAUCAUGUGGGCCUCACCCUCUUGUACUAAAGGAGCCUGUUUGCCUGCAUUAUGUAGUGAGGCUCGGGGCCGAU